Molecule: messenger RNA, 1251 nt
Organism: Exaiptasia diaphana
Lineage: Eukaryota; Metazoa; Cnidaria; Anthozoa; Actiniaria; Aiptasiidae
Exons: 2
Coding region: 1-1251 (416 amino acids)
Molecular function (GO): nucleic acid binding; zinc ion binding
Source: RefSeq, a predicted model, not a curated record
AUGGGCGAUAAAAAGCCAGUUAAACCAGUGAUUGGAGCCGAAGGCGGUCUUCCAGAACCUCAAGAUGGUCCAUCUCAGUCUAGCUCAAUGGGAGCCCAAUCGGAAGUUUUGCAAUUGGUACAGAUACUAACGGGUGCCUUGAAGAAAGGAGAUGAUGUAAAAAGAAAUGUUCGACCUCCUCGUGUAUAUUCAGUGGGACAAAACUUCAAAAUUUGGCAUUCUCAGUUCGUUCAAUAUGCUGGAUUAGUGCAAAUCAACGAGGUGGACCGCCGAGCGUAUUUACUAACACAACUCGAUCAACCGGCUUUCAAAGCAGUGGAGCUGUUAAAACUACCUCCAACGCUUAGCUACCAGGAAUUCGUGGAUAAGUUAAUUCAACGGUUUGAUUCUGGAAAAACAAAAGAAGAUUACAAGCUUCKAUUACGAGCGCGAAGACAYAAMGUUGGCGAAGAUGUUGACACGUUUGCGGACGCCUUGGUCGAUUUGGCUGAAAAUGCAUACCCCGAGGCUGACUAUGUGUUGAAGGAAGAGUUGGCCAGAGAUCAAUUUAUUCAAGGAGUUUCUGUCUCCGAUGAGAUGCGAGAAAAGAUCUUUAUGAGUCAACCAUCAUCUAUUGUAGAAGCUGUUCGCCUUGUACGACGUCUAGAGAGCGCUCGUAAAGCAUGUAUGCAAACAAAUCCACCUAAAGAGAAGUCUAAGGAUCGAGUAAGUGUCAUUACGGAAGAUAAAAUAUCUAAAGAAUUAAAGGAACUUAAAGAUCUGGUGUUGGAGAUGAACAAACGAAUCCAAAGUUUAGAGGAAAGACAGGAAAAGAAUGAGACGAAAUCUACAAGUGGCGCRCGUAGGCGUGACAACGUUGUUUGUUUUACUUGUAAGAAUCCCGGUCACUUUGCAAGAGACUCUAAUGGAAAAGGCUUGGAAGUUCUAGGAGAGACAAAGAUUAGAUUUCGUUUUGGAGAUUGUGAUCUUGUGUGGCCUGUUAUUGUUGUGCGUGACCUGACUCAUGAAUGCAUUAUUGGAUCUGACUUCUUUCAGCACUUUGGAUGUCAAAUCAACUAUGAAACAGGAACAUUUGUGGUCRAAGGCAGUGAAAUUCCAAUAAGGUAUGAGAAACGAUUACCAUCAGUUUGUAGACUUUACUUAAACUCUAAUGUCGAACUGUUAGCUGGAUCAGAACAAGUUGUAGACGUAAGGGUGGAAGGGGGAUUUGAACACAAUAUGGGAAGCCCAGGGAUUUUGGAAGAUUCCUAG